CGCGCUGGCACAGUGGGGAACAUGCAUGGCCGAGCGAGUGCUGCUCUGACAUGGGUUGAUUUCUUCAUGUUGAACUACACGACUUUCCACCGCUCCUGCUUAUAUUUGCCUCGUUUCAAGCGACACUUAGAAAUAUUUGUGUCCAUGCUAAGGAUUUUAUGAACUCGUUUUUUUUUGCCACGGCACAUUUGAACGACUCCGGUUCAAGGAAAGAGCUGCUCCUAGUUCUUCAGCGGUUCUUCAGCCGUGACAAUACAGCGACAGCGCCGACGACACGGACACACAGCCGCGCGAGUAAAGGAAGAUUUGGCACUGUCUGUAGCCGGCUGGUUAUGUGGAGUUAAUUAUUAUUCAAAUGUUCUAAGAAACAUUUCAGAGCAUAUUUAUGCAUGGACCACGCUGUUAUUAACUUGAAAAUCAACAAUUCAACGCUGCGUAGGCCUAUAGUUACAGAAACUAUUGGUGCCCAAAGAAGAGUUGAUCCGAGAGAAUAAUUAUUCAUUUGUGUAGGCUGUGGUAGACCGACUACAGGAGAAAACUAUUAUAAAGCUAAAAAUUCAUGUUUAUAAUAUCUGUGACAUCCCACAUCUUCUGCGGUCGAAGAGGAUGCUCUUGUUGCUAUGAAUACACGACAAAAACAAUGACUGAAAUAGUGUAUUUUAAACGGAUCCUCAACUAAUUAAUAAUCAAGACAUUUACCCACCAAUUGCAAUAAUUUUUAUUCCACAAACUGGCAUUGCUUUUUUUUACUGAAUGAAAAGACAACUUUUUUUUUUACAAAUGUCAAUUCAAGCCUCAGCACAAUAACUGCUUCGUGAAAUAAUCCAAUCAAUGCGUUAUACUCGAGCAGUCAACUAAGACAUAAGGCAAUUAUAAUUUAAAAGCCUUCAGAUGUGAAUCUAAUUUCACUCUGUUCAUUUGAAGAAUUCUACCGCGCCAGACGCUGCAUCGAGAGGGACCUUGACGUGUCCAAGUUCGGGAGCCAUGCCGCAGAUGGAAAUGAUCCUAUGCGUUUCGCUGGUGUUAUGGACGUGUGUCUACGGCCAAGAGCCGGCCUCCAAGGUGGUGUCCGACCGCUAUGCGGUCUACUGGAACCGGACCAACCCCAGGUUCUACCGGGGUGACUACCACAUCGACGUGUGUAUAAACGACUACCUGGACGUCUUCUGUCCCCACUACCUUGACUCUGUCCCAGAGGAGAGGACAGAGCACUACGUCCUCUACAUGGUCAACUACGACGGCUACAGCUCCUGUGACCACACGGCCAAGGGCUUCAAACGCUGGGAGUGUAACAGGCCCCACUCCCCAAACGGACCCCUGAAGUUCUCCGAGAAGUUCCAGCUCUUCACCCCCUUCUCUCUGGGCUUCGAGUUCCGCCCCGGCAGAGAGUACUACUACAUCUCUUCCACCAUUGCUGACAAUGGAAGGAGAAGUUGCCUACGACUGAAGGUGUUCGUCAGACCAGCAAGUAAAUACAAUUGUGUGAAAACUGUCAGUGUUCACGAUCGGGUCUUUGACGUCAAUGAGAGAGUGGACAAUUCCCUAGAACCAAGAGAUGACACCAGCCACGAGUCAGCUGAGCCAUCCCGAGGUGACGUCAACUCCGUGGGCCGGGUUCAGACCGCCGGCCUGCUGGUGACCUCCUCCCUGCUUCUCCUGGCGGCCAUCUUGUCUUCAUAGCGCCCAGCCUGAGGGUUUUAGACAGAGCGGAGUGGACCGCCCUGACUGGACCACAGGCCCCCCACAACCCCCAAGGAGCACUUUUUAACAGACAGUCUCUCUCAGUGCAAGGGAGAGGAGAGACUUAUAAGUGGAAGUCCUUUUUAUAAACGUUGCUUUGGGGAGUUAAGAUGCCAAAAGCCUUUUUGUCAUUUUACUUUCCUGUGAAUUUUGAUAUUUGAAGGCCAUGGUAUGCCGUUGAAUUUGCUCUCCCCAUAUCCUCUCACACACUAACACACACACAGGCUCCCUCUCUCUCUCUCUCUCUCUCUCUCUCUCUCUCUCUCUCUCUCUCGCCCUCCUCUGUAGCCACACCAAACAUUUUGCAAGAUUAAACUUACGGAACAAAAACAUUUUCCAAACCCCCAAAUGACUUUGAUUGAGAAUAUGAUGAAGUCGUGUGGCAAAUGACAAUUGAUCAUUUGAAGAAGGCUUGUGACUGAUCAGAUCUGCCAAUGGCAAUGAGGCCAAGGAAUACUGGCCAAUCAAAUGAGGCCAACGGUGAAACAAGGAUCCAAAGCCAUGGUUGUAGCUUGGAGAAAUCCUGUUGCCAAGCAGAGGGUUGUCUGUUGUUUUCUUUCCUUUGAAGAGUCCAUUAGAAGUUCCUCUCAGGUGAUGGGGGUUGGAUUCAAUGACUCAGAGACUGGGAGAGGAUGUUUGAGAUUAACCGGAGAAAAUAAGCCCUCAUGUUUAGUACUUUCUGUCCUUUUAGGGGAAUUAGUGAUUGAUUAAUGUAUUUUUGAAAUAAAUCACAUAAUUCAAGUUUAGCAGCCAACACGGGUGUAUAUUUGCGAGGAGCGUGGGAGCUGAUAUGGUAUUUUGUCAGGCAAAUGUAUUUUCCUAUUUAUUCUUGAGUCCUCGUGCUCUGUCCGUUUUCUGAUGACUGUCCUGGUUCUGUCACUGUAACUACAGCAGAGAGAAGCCCAAAACAUCCCACCACGAAAAAGCAUCAGUCUCUCUUUUUGUUUAAGACGGGUAUGCUUAUAUUUCAUUACUCGUACACAUUAAGUAUCUGGGCUUGGACUCAAAAUGUAACUGAAUUGCAUUGUUUUUAUCCAGCUGAGUUCAGGAAAGAGGACAGAGAGUCGCUUGUUGUAUCAGGGUGUAGGAAUGUGAGCUAUAACUGUGAUCUUCUCUGUAACAGUAAACACAAACUAUAUGCGUACUAACAAGUCAGCCCAUAUUACAAUCCACUACUUCAUUUGGAAACAUUGUCAUAACCUUUACCAAACUACAUUUACGUUUAUAAACACAAGGUACAGGGAUGACACCAUUCUGUAGCUAACACAAUUAGUUUCAAUUAUGUUUGUAGUAGUAUUCUUGGGUUCUGCCAGGCAAACAGCACACACUUGCAUUGAUAUUGAUAGGUUAGCGACUAUGCAGUGAUGAUCCGCCCACACGUCCCCGCAGUUCUCCUAACUUUGCAGGAAGGUUGUGGUAACGUUGUGGACAUAAGGUUCCUCUAUAGCAGCUGCAGCUCUGGUAUGAUUUAGCCGUGUCUUUGAUGUCGUGUGGAGCAGCGUCCUUGCAGACCACAUGCUGGGUGGCCAUGCGUUGGUUAUUUCUGGAAUGGAAAAAGAAAAGACCACCAGGAGAGAGAGGGAGAGAGGUGUCCUGUUCAGACUCUGGAUAGGUUCACUAGCAGGGGAGAGAGAGGUGUCCUGUUCAGACUCUGGAUAGGUUCACUAGCAGGGCUGAGAGAGGUGUCCUGUUCAGACUCUGGAUAGGUUCACUAGCAGGGGAGAGAGAGGUGUCCUGUUCAGUCUCUGGAUAGGUUCACUAGCAGGGGUGAGAGAGGUGUCCUGUUCAGUCUCUGGAUAGGUUCACUAGCAGGGGCGAGAGAGGUGUCCUGUUCAGUCUCUGGAUAGGUUCACUAGCAGGGGCGAGAGAGGUGUCCUGUUCAGACUCUGGAUAGGUUCACUAGCAGGUGCGAGAGAGGUGUCCUGUUCAGACUCUGAAUAGGUUCACUAGGAGAGGCGAUAGAGGUGUCCUGUUCGGUCUCUGGAUAGGUUCACUAGUAGGGGCGAGAGAGGUGUCCUGUUCAGUCUCUGGAUAGGUUCACUAGCAGGGGUGAGAGAGGUGUCCUGUUCAGUCUCUGGAUAGGUUCACUAGUAGGGGCGAGAGAGGUGUCCUGUUCAGUCUCUGGAUAGGUUCACUAGCAGGGGCGAGAGAGGUGUCCUGUUCAGUCUCUGGAUAGGUUCACUAGCAGGGGUGAGAGAGGUGUCCUGUUCAGUCUCUGGAUAGGUUCACUAGCAGGGGCGAGAGAGGUGUCCUGUUCAGUCUCUGGAUAGGUUCACUAGCAGAGGAUAGAGAGGUGUCCUGUUCAGCCCAGUGGACCGGAGUGAGUGAUGAGGUGAGAGAGAGGCCCCAGCUGAGAUCAAUAGAAAUCGGCUUCUCAAACCCAGGAACACUCGGUAAAUAUUUCCCUCAGUCCCUUCACUUACUUAUACACAGUCUAUUUAGUGUACUGACACUCACUCACCUCCUUUGUAAAGGGUCGAAUGGACGAUCAGUGAGAAAUACGUUUAGCCUCUGCCUCUGUAGGCUGUCAUUGUGGGAUUCAGUUUGACCAAAUCUGUAGAUAGGAAAAGUAAAAAUUCAUUGUCACCGACAUUCACUUCGGGCAACAUUGGGAAAUACGGAUCACCUUGUCUUAUGGGUACUGUGUAUCCAGCCGUGGUCUAACAGAACGUACAGUGUUAGAGCAGUGAUUCUCACACUUCUUUGAAGGGCAACCAGAGUUAAGGGAGACAUUGUUAAUGUUGUUAGUGAGAAAAAUGUAAAUGUUUGAUAUAAAAAAAAAACAGUUGAUUUCAUUUCUAAAUGUCUUUUUGUAUGAGAAACAUGAUCAAUGUUACAGUCUAUAUCUGUCAAUUCUGAAUCCACCGUGCGAUUAGCAUUAUGUGUAAGCGUCUCAAAUAUCAACUGUGCUGUGUGUGUGUGUGUGUGUGUGUGUGUGUGUGUGUGUGUGUGUGUGUGUGUGUGUGUGUGUGGAGGUUGAAGUUAAGGUCUCUGCUAUUGGAAGUGCACUAUAUCCAUCCAUGCCCAUUCCAAGAACCAGACCACACUCCUAUCGCUCUCCCCUUUUGACCAGACCUUUACUUAGUAGUAUUUUCAUCUGGAAUGUGGUUUAGGUGCCUGAUGUUUUGAGUUCUUGUACCUGCUUAGUUUGUCUGUGGUCUCUCCAAUGGUUUCAGAUGAAGCUUCAGUAGUCAGUAGCACCAUGUUGUUGUACCUGAAUUCAGGAGAUGGAAUGUCCAUUUUUUUGUAAAGCUUGUUGAGUGCUGGUUUUCUGUGCAUAUCACAAUGUCCUAAAUCAGUUAACUGUAAUUUUCUAUUCAACCGUUGAUGUAGAGUAUUAGAUGCAGUUUUGUUACAAGGUGAACAGUGAGUCUGAUUGGAGGAGCUCUUCACCUGAAUUUGGUACCUGUUACUGUAGCCAUUUAGCCUGAACCUAAUGUCACUGUGCCCUCCUAUGUACCCUGUCCUACUGUAUGUAUCUGUCCCCUGUCUUCUGUACUCUGUCUUCUGUGCUCUGUCCAUGUCCCCUGUCCCUGGCCUCUGUCCCUGGCCUCUGUCCCUGGCCUCUGUCCAUGUCCACUGUCCCCUGUCCCCUGGCCUCUGUCCAUGUCCCCUGUCCCUGGCCUCUGUCCAUGUCCACUGUCCCCUGGCCUCUUGUCCCAGACCUAUUGUCCUCACCUCCCCAGACUGUUGUAACUCCUCCCUCUCUUCCUGGUCUAACUCGCUUCACCAGAUUUUUCUGCAAAUGUAUUUCAUACGAAGGCCAUUAUUUGUAAAUACACGUGUUGGAGCAGCUAUGACUAACUACAACAAAAAAAUGAUUUAAUAAAAGUUGUCAUUUGUCU
Oncorhynchus tshawytscha (Chinook salmon) is the source of this 5585-nucleotide messenger RNA. Its product is annotated as ephrin-A5. Gene Ontology annotation, biological process: ephrin receptor signaling pathway; regulation of actin cytoskeleton organization; regulation of cell-cell adhesion. The transcript is spliced from 5 exons. Bases 985 to 1680 code for a protein of 231 amino acids. Gene Ontology annotation, molecular function: ephrin receptor binding. NCBI's taxonomy places the organism in Eukaryota, Metazoa, Chordata, Actinopteri, Salmoniformes, Salmonidae. The record is from RefSeq and is a predicted model, not a curated record. Gene Ontology annotation, cellular component: external side of plasma membrane; plasma membrane.